AUGGUUUCAACUGUUGCCAAUGGAGAGGCUGAUGUAGCUGAGCAACCCCCCACCGGAAAACUCAAGAGCCAUACUGCACUCCACAUCUCAACCUCCCAACGAGGCCUAAUAACCGAUGAAAACUCCCAAAACCCACACAACAACGGCUUUACCGCCAUGUCCAAGAAGAAGAUGAAAUUCCUCAAAUUCGGCAACUUAUCCUCCCCAUCCGGAAAGUUCCAACGCAUUGCGGAGGAAAAAGACGAGGUCUCGCGAGCCGUACCUUCCUCAACAAGCCUCCACAUCCGCGAGCGUUUUCACCGAAUGUUCUCCAAGAAAAUCGACUGGGGCUGCCUCUGGAAACUCUCCAAGGAAUGGAUUAGAAACCCCUUAAACUUAGCCCUCUUCCUGUGGAUCCUAUGCGUGGCCAUAUCUGGUGCCAUUCUAUUCAUGGUCAUGACAGGCAUGCUAAACCACGCCCUCCCGAGAAAAUCCCAACGGGACGCGUGGUUUGAAGUCAACAACCAAAUUCUAAACGCUUUAUUCACGCUCAUGUGCUUGUACCAGCACCCGAAGCGUAUAUACCACUUUACCCUUCUCAUGAGGUGGAGUCCUGAGGAUAUCCUGAAGCUGAGGAAAAUUUACUGCAAGAACGGGACCUACAAACCCCACGAGUGGGCCCACAUGAUGUUUGUCGUGAUUCUUUUGAACGUUAACUGUUUUGCUCAGUACGCGCUGUGCGGGCUUAAUUUGGGGUACAAAAGGUCCGUUAGGCCCCCAAUUGGUGUUGGGAUUUGUGUAUCGGUUGCUAUCGGUGCCCCUGCAGUUGCCGGGAUUUACUCCAUGCUGAGCCCGCUCGGGAAAGACUACGAUAACGAAAUCGAUGAGGAAGCUCAGAUUCAGUCUAGACGGAUUUCUCUCGAGAAAAGAUUCUCUUUUGCAUCGAGGGGUGAUGAAGUUGGGGCCGCCCUCGAGGCUCAGCCCCGGUGGAGUGGGGGCAUACUCGACUUUUGGGAUGACAUCUCUUUAGCUUAUCUCUCUCUGUUCUGUAGCUUCUGUGUGUUCGGGUGGAACAUGGAGAGGCUCGGGUUCGGUAACAUGUAUGUCCACAUAGCUACUUUUUUGCUCUUCUGUUUGGCCCCGUUUUGGAUUUUCAAUCUUGCGGCCGUGAAUAUCGAUAACGAGACUGUUCGGGAGGCUCUGGGGAUAACGGGCAUUUUCCUGUGCGUUUUCGGGUUGUUGUACGGCGGGUUCUGGAGGAUUCGGAUGAGGAAAAGGUUUAACCUUCCGGAGUACAAGUUUUGCUGCGGUAAACCGGCUGUGACCGAUUUCGCCCUGUGGCUUUUCUGCUGUUGGUGCUCGUUGGCACAAGAGGUUAGGACAGGUAACGAGUAUGAUGUGGUGGAAGAUAAGUUUUACCGUAAGAGGGAAAACGACGAGCGGGUGUCAAUUUCCCCCUUGCCUCGUGAGGAUGGGGAGUUCCAGUCGAGGUCGGGUCCGGGUUCUCCUCUCGGGAGAAGCCCGGCCCGAUUUCCUGACGAGGCAAUGGUACCUCCCGGCACGUCGGUAAUCAGUAGGGACGAGCUGUAG
Striga hermonthica is the source of this 1569-nucleotide messenger RNA. The record is from the annotation of a GenBank genome assembly. Lineage: Eukaryota; Viridiplantae; Streptophyta; Magnoliopsida; Lamiales; Orobanchaceae.